CAGAGUGCAAGCUUCACCGAGGCAGAGUAAGAGGCAGACUCGGUGCUUCUCAGGGUUCAGGCAAGUGGGAUCUCUGCAAGAUUUUUUCUCUGCAUCUGGUUUAUUGGGAAAUUAGAUGUGAGCAGAGAAAAAUCUCUGACUCUUUCAGCACGGACAACUGACCCUCGCUCCUGUGCUGCAUCCAUGACUUUGCACACCUGGUUAGUGUAUGGACUUGGAUUUAUUUUGGUUUGGCUGCUCUGUUUGGCACAAGUCCAGGGUCUGCAGUGUUAUGGCUGCAACAUUAUCCAUGGUCAGAGGUAUGUGGACUUGGGCUGCUCUAACCCAGAGGUCAUCACUUGCACCCACUCACACAAUGGCUUCAAACACCGUUUCUGCAUCAAGACAGAAAGCACGGCUCUGGGUAUCGCCCUGACCAGUGGCUGUGCGACAUCCAGACACUGUCAGCAACAAGAGCUGCCGGGGGUGCGAAUUCACUGCUGCGACUCCGACCUGUGCAACAGCACCCCGCUGUGGCAUCCGAGCACACUCCACUAUGUCUGUGCACUGGGUGUCCUGCUACUGAGGAUAUGGUGGUGAUGAGAAACUAGAAUCGGGACAAGCAUCACUGGAUUGCGCAUCUCACAGGCUCAGUGAGCGUGUUAUUCAGUGUGGUGUUGCUUGAAAGCAGCUCUUAGAGAUAGGUUCUGUCACGUUGUUGGCUUGGACUAUGAAUCACAGAGAGAAUAACCCAUAAACAUGUUUGAGGAAAAUAAUUAUUUAACAUCUUCCACCCAUCAGAGAUCUUCUUGUGCACUUUCACCUAUUUAAAUGUAGCGUCAAGUAUGUCAUUUUCUAGAACAUUUAUGUUAGAGUUUUACUGUCUGUUCAGUAAAAAGAAGAUUUAGCCCAUUUGUGUUCAAAACUGGUAUUCUGCAUGUUUUAGUUCUCUUCCUGGUCCAGCACAUCUGAAUCAAAUGAUGAGGAUUAGGAGGCAUGUGCAGAACUUUGAAAUGCCGAGGAGGUAAUUGGACCAUUUGAAUCAGCUAUGCUGGAGCAGAGACAUAUCUAAAACUGUUAGGACCUUGGCCCUUGAGGACUGGUGCUGGACACACAUUAUUAACCCAUAAAACAUUUAAAUAACCCAUAAAUAAUUAAUUAAAAAAACAUCACCUGAAAAUAAACAAUGAAAAACAUAAAUGACCCAUAAAAAAUUACCCAUGGCAAUGCUGAUUUCAGCUUUACAAAGUCUUACUUCUACUUGAAGGCCUAUCUUUUUUCUGUUUUAAGGAGUUUGCUAUAUUUUUUUCAAGAUCAAAUAUAUGUUUGGUCUGGUCUUUUAAUGUUACGGGCUAUUUACUUUACACAUUAAAAUAUAUAUUUUUUUCAGUUUAUGUUACAGCACUGCAGGCCAGCUGGUGGGAAGCAAACUAUAUGUAAGUCUUCUGUGAAAUGUAUGUUAGUGAAAGCAUGUAAUAUUGUGAAUUACAUCAAUAAAUGUUUCAUAUUUUUCAAAAGAAA
Gambusia affinis (western mosquitofish) is the source of this 1500-nucleotide messenger RNA. RefSeq lists its product as uncharacterized. Lineage: Eukaryota; Metazoa; Chordata; Actinopteri; Cyprinodontiformes; Poeciliidae. The transcript is spliced from 3 exons. Bases 184 to 579 code for a protein of 131 amino acids. The record is from RefSeq and is a predicted model, not a curated record.